Tremella mesenterica DSM 1558 is the source of this 1536-nucleotide messenger RNA. RefSeq lists its product as uncharacterized. NCBI's taxonomy places the organism in Eukaryota, Fungi, Basidiomycota, Tremellomycetes, Tremellales, Tremellaceae. Bases 1 to 1536 code for a protein of 511 amino acids. The transcript is spliced from 2 exons. The record is from RefSeq and is a predicted model, not a curated record.
AUGGUUUCGUCCACUUCCGCUUCCGUCAGCUCUGCUUCUGUGUCAUCAAGCGCUGUCUCCUCAAGCUCUUCUUCGGUCUCUGUCACAUCCUCCGUGUCGACGUCGUCUUCCGCGUCAUCUACUUCUGCCUCCGCCUCUUCUUCCGCCUCUGCAAGUGCUACUGGACCCAACCCCGCUUUCCAAACCAACGUCACCUUCAACGGACAGACAUACAUCAACAAAGGCUUAGUCGGAUUCGGCGCCAUCUCAGGAGACGCACUCGACUCUGCUGGUGACAGUAUAGGUGGUAUCGGUUCUGCCAUCGCAUUAGAAUGGUCACAACGAAACGGUGAUUCUUAUGAAGGUGUCAUGAUGGUUCAACCUGAUCGUGGACAUAACACAGUUGGAACUAUCGAUUAUAUAGGUCGACAUCAUUUCAUUUAUUUCACUUUAAACCCAUAUUAUUCAAGUACAAAAUUAGAUUAUCAAUCGGCUAAAUCUACAUUCCAACUAUCAUAUCAAUCCUCUGUAUUUUACAAAGAAUCCGAUGGAAAUCCUACUACCGGACUUGACGCUUUGGGUGUUCGUAAUUCGACAAUCCCUCUUCCAAUCGCAAGUUCUACUUACGAUCAUAUUUCCGUUGACAACGAAGGUCUCAUCAUAAAUUCGGAUGGUACGACUUGGGUUUCUGAUGAAUAUGGUCCUUACAUCUAUAAAUAUUCUUCAGAUGGUCAUAUUUUAACAACCAUCGAACCUCCCAGAGCCGUUGUACCAUAUUUAAACGGUCAAAUUUACUUUGGAGCAGGUGAUGAAGAUCCUACUCCUGAUACUGGACGUAAACCAAAUCAAGGAUUUGAAGGUAUAACAGCAUCACCAGAUGGUUCAACACUUUACGUUUUAUUACAAUCUGGUUGUAUGCAAGAUGUCGAUCUUAACGGAGAAGGAAGAUUUACAAGAAUGUUCAUUUACGAUGUCACUUCUUCGGUUCCUAUUUUACUUCACGCAUACGUUUUAGAAUUACCAGUGACCAAUGGGAAAGCAAAAGCUUUAGCUCAAUCGGAGAUUCAUUAUUUAUCACCAACUACUUUUAUGGUUUUAUCAAGAGAUGGUAAAGGUAAUGGUGAUACUGAUAACGAUUCGAAACAUAAAGAUUUCUUGUUAUAUUCAACAGAUGGAGCGACGGAUAUAGUCGAUAUGGAUUACACAACAGGUGUUAAACCUGUUUCUCCAAAUGGGAUUUUAGAUGAUGGUUUGGUAGCUAUGCAACCUACGGAAUUUAUAGAUUUACUUGAUGAUACUCAAUUAAACCGAUUUGGUUUAUGUAACAAUUGUGAUUUCUCUGUAAAUCUUAUAAAUUCAAAAUGGGAAUCUAUCGCUCUCGCCUCGGUAGAAGACCCAGAUUAUCCAAACGAUUACUUCCUCUUCUCUUGGUCAGACAACGAUUUCAUGUCUUUAAACGGACAUGACGUCACUGGAGAUUUCUCUGAUCCUUAUUGCGUAGAACAUGGUUAUUCUCUAGAUAACCAAGCUCUCGUUUGGCGUGUUACUCUUCCUUAG